AAACCAGGAAGAAGACGUGAAGGAGCGUUAACUGUUUAGACGCUGGCAAGGAACCUCCGCGAUUGUCUGAACGGAAUUGAGCCUGAGUGGAUUUGGCGUCGCGCGUCUGUGAAGGAAUGUGGAUUUAACUUCCAACUUUAUCACAUCCAAUUCUCAGGUCAAGUGACAUAUUUCAGGAUUUUCCCGGCAAUAAUGCAUGUUAUUCUGGACACGAAAAAUUGUAUAUUUCAUGAUGCAAUCGUGAACGUGGUGAAGGUUUAGCAUCAUCAUCAUCAUCAUCAUCAUCAUCAUGGCACCUCAUCCAGUGGUCCAGGCCAUCAUAGACCUCUCAGCUGGAGCGAUAGGUGGGACAGCCUGUGUGUUCAGUGGCCAGCCGUUCGACACAGCCAAGGUGAAGAUGCAGACCUUCCCUUCCAUGUACCGAGGCUUCCUCCACUGUUUCAUGGCCACCUACAGACAGAUGGGUCUGAGAGGGCUGUACCAGGGAGCCACCCCAGCCCUCAUAGCCAACAUCGCAGAGAACGCUGUCCUUUUCAUGAGCUAUGGUUUCUGUCAGGACGUGUUGCGGCGAAUCACUGGGAUGGACCGAGCCGUAGAACUCAGUGACCUCCAGAAGGCAUGUUCAGGCUCCCUAGCCUCCAUCUUCUCCUCCCUGGCUCUCUGUCCCACAGAGCUGGUCAAGUGUCGUCUGCAGGCCAUGCAUGAGAUGGAGGCCUCCGGUAAGAUAACCGCAGGGCAGAAGAGUUCGGUGUGGUCCGUGGUUCGGACUGUGUUGAGGAAGGACGGUCCUCUUGGGUUCUACCAGGGUUUGACUACAACCAUCGUCAGGGAGGUGCCCGGGUAUUUCUGCUUCUUCGGAGCCUACGAGCUCUGUCGCACGACAUUUGCUCAGCAUCUGAACACCGAAAAGGAUGGCAUAGGCGUUGUCCCUCUGAUGUUCAGUGGUGGGUUUGGGGGAGCGUGCCUGUGGCUGGUGGUCUAUCCCAUAGACUGUGUGAAGUCCAGGAUCCAGGUCCACUCCCUAGCAGGCAGACAGCAAGGCUUCAUCAAUACCUUGAUGGGGAUCAUACGCACUGAAGGUAGGCAAGUUGAGAACAAGUUCUCAUUUACAAUUGCGACCUGGACCAAGAUAAAGCAAAGCAGUUCGACAGAUACAACGACACAGAGUUACACAUGGAGAGUGGCUCCUCUCUACUCAGGCCUCACCCCCACCAUGAUCAGAACCUUCCCUGCCAACGGAGCUCUCUUCUUGGCCUAUGAGCUCAGCCGUAAGGCGAUGAUGCAGAAGUUUGGAGACGUCUGAUUGGCUGAUCCCUCUGUUUCCUCCACCAAUGCCUGCACUUUGGUUGGCAUCCCAAAAUGGAACCUUAUGUUUAAACAUUAUCUUUAAAGUCUGAAUGUCACUUUCUUUUGUGUAUAAAAUAUACCUUUUGUUGUUGUUGUUGUUGUUGUUGUAGCUGUUGAAGGAAAUUACCGACAGUUGUUGAGCAGGUCACAGUUAUUUGAGAAUGUAGAGUCCUUGGUGUUCUGUAAAAACUUUAAAUAAAGUCACACAGUCUAUGUUGAAUGGCUAAUCCUAA
Messenger RNA from Oncorhynchus gorbuscha (pink salmon), 1580 nucleotides. It is a transcript of the gene slc25a15a, whose product is annotated as solute carrier family 25 member 15a. Gene Ontology annotation, molecular function: L-ornithine transmembrane transporter activity. Gene Ontology annotation, biological process: mitochondrial L-ornithine transmembrane transport. The transcript has 9 exons. The record is from RefSeq and is a predicted model, not a curated record. Lineage: Eukaryota; Metazoa; Chordata; Actinopteri; Salmoniformes; Salmonidae. Bases 290 to 1303 code for a protein of 337 amino acids.